Molecule: messenger RNA, 10521 nt
Organism: Folsomia candida
Lineage: Eukaryota; Metazoa; Arthropoda; Collembola; Entomobryomorpha; Isotomidae
Product: trithorax group protein osa
Exons: 15
Coding region: 518-7243 (2241 amino acids)
Cellular component (GO): synapse
Molecular function (GO): metal ion binding
Source: RefSeq, a predicted model, not a curated record
UGGCCACACAGUGUGGCCGAGCCAUGGACUCGAGAGGAUGUGUUCCUUCUGACAAAACUCCCCCGUCGUGCCUUCCUCAUCCUCGUCGUCGUCGUAAAAUUAAAGUGAAAACAAACCCAAAUUUCGAAAGUUUCCACCUUCAAGGAGAAAAUUAUGAAGGACAUUUCUUCUCCUGCUCCUCCGCUUUGCCGGGUUGUAACAUAAAGUAGAAAAAAAUUAAUAAUUUGUAAAAAAUAUGGAACGGCGAGAGGGAAGGAGAACCCGAACCUCGUCGUCGCGGAGAACUUGUCGUGCUAGAAAGAUAAGAAAAAUUAUUACCCCUCCCACACCCACGUGACGUUUUAACCCGGGUUUAUGUAUAAGCAUUUAUUUACAUACACACACACUCACACACAAAAUGAACGUGAAUUAGAAGAGUGAAAGCGAACCUGAAGAGUGAUAAUAUCCACACGUGUCUCUACUUUAGCGGAGUGAUUUUUGCAAUAAAAGUGUGUGAAACGAUUCCUUAGACGGCACCAUGUUCAGCUUCAGCUUUGCGAGCAAGAUGCUCAAUACGAUUAUGGGGACGGAGGAGGAGGGGCAGCAGGGCCAGGGACAGCAGGGACAGCAAGGACAGGGACAAGGGCCUGGUGGUGGAAUGCCUCCCGGCGGGAUGGGUGCUGGUGGUGGGAUGAUGCGACCACCGAAUGCGGGCGGAAUGGGGGGUGGAACCGGAGGUCCCGGCGGGAUGGGUGGUUUUCCCCGCCCGACCGCGCCGGGUUCGCCACGACCAGGGUUUCCUGGUGGUCAUCCGCCCACAUUUUCGGGACCGCGACCCUCUCCAGGGGCGAGGGCGGGGCCGCCCUCCUUCGGGGGACCGGCCCGUCCGAUGGGUGGUGUGGGGGGACAACCGCACAGGUUUAAUGGGCCACAACCGCCGCCAGGGCAGCAGAUUAUGAACCCACCGGGGCAACAGCAGCAGCAGCAGCAGCAACAACAACAGCAGCAGCAGAGGGGAAUGUCGCCGCAGUUGGGGGGUGGUAGUCCAAGGCCUGGUAUGGGGGGACCGAUGAGAAUGGGUGGGCCGAGAGGGGGACCUCCUCCGCAGGGGCAAAUGGGAGGACAACAUCCGUCCCAAUUUCAGCAGCAGCAGAGACCUGUUGGUGGAGUGGCGGUCUCGCAAGCACCUCCGGGCGGGGCGGCUCCCGUGCCAGAUGUUGACCUGAGUCACUUGAGUGCCGAGGAGAGAGCCAUGAUUGAAAAUGUCAUGGCGAAAGCUCAACAACAACUCGAACACGGCCCAGCAGCCACCGCCAACACCACCGGCCUACCUCCUCAGCCUGCCCCACACUUACAGCAGCAGCAGCAGCAACAGCAGCAGAGAAUGAUGCGACCUGAAGCUCAAGUACAACAGCAACAACAACCCGGCCCCCUCGACCCCAGUGGAGGAGUCAAAAUGUGCCCCCUAUGUCGACAAAGAGAUGUGAGUGGGAAGAUGGACGGCAUGCCUGGACAAGAGUGUGCCGAUUGUCGGCUCAUUGUAUGCUCUCGGUGCGGUGGAAUGUCUCCACAUCCUGAAUCUAAGAGGCCUGAAUGGACCUGUGGAAACUGUAUAAACAAUCGGAGACAAAGACAGCAGCAGCAGCAGCAGAUGGGUCACUUUGCCACACCCACUGCCGCCCCCGCUGGCCAACACCCGGCUCAAGGCAUGAGACCUCCGCUCUCAUACCAACAGCAGCAAGCACAGCAGCAGCAACCAGGACAGCAAGGGAUGGACGCAAUUGACCCCAACCGACGCGGCAGCGGUGGCACGAUGCAGCAGCAACAACACCUCCAGCACGAGCGUGAGUUUGACCCCUACCAAAAAUCCACCACCCUUGAAGGAAUUUCCUCUCAUAAUAAGGAGAAAGUUCUCGUCGGUGGGUGGGAUAACACCCACCAGCCUCAACCCCACCCUUCCCCCCAUCCUCCUCCCACCUCAACCUCCACCUCCGCGAAACAACAACACCGUCGCCGGCCCUCCUUCGAGGACAUAUUUUCCCCCGAGAAGACGCACCACGGUGGUGGUCUUGACGAUGAAAUUAGCCCUCCCCACGUAGACGUGGCCUUUAGUUCGUACCCUUCCUCGUCCUCCUCCUCCUCACACCCUCCUCCCCCCCAGUACCACUCCACCCCAAGCAUGCUAACCAGCACGCCCGCCUCUUCUUCUUCUUCUAGCCAAGCAAAGCCUUCUUCUUUUCUUAUUUCUUCUUCUUCUUCUUCCACUAACGCUAAAGCAGUUCCCAGUCGCGCCCCGAGUGUGGACUUUCUCCCGGACUCGCGCCGAAGCUCGACCGCCUCGGUGCUUUCCCCCCCGCAAAACGGGUACUACGACUACUACACGAUGCAACAGUUGAGAGAGACCCCGAUCGAGGGGGGGCAUGAAGAACCCACACCCGCCCCACCACCACCGCCGCCACCACAGCCACCCGUUCCCGACGAGAAGACGACCGCUCUCAUGGAAGAAUUAUCCCGCCUUCAGUCCGCUGUAGAUUCGACGUUAAAACGGCGGCAACGCCAAAGCCAAAGCGAUUCGAUGGAGGAUAGAUUUCAACCCAUUUUUCGGUCAAGGUCCCCUUCGCCGUCGCCCUCGCCGAGAGGUUCGCCCUUUACGGAGAGUCCUUCGCCCAAUUCGAUGCAUUCGAAUAGGAAUAAUGUCGCGAGGAGGGGGGAUAAUAGGGGGCGGGGUUUUAUUUCGAAAUCCCCGCCGUUGUCGGGAGACGUACAGUCGCCAGAAUCGCCGCCCGGACCGAGGAAAGCUAUCGUCCUAAGGGAACAUGACUUGGACGAUUACAAGUCUUCCAGUGAGGAGGAAUCGGUGGAGAGUGAUGAUAGCGAUAGGGGAGGAGGAGGGGAUCAUGAUGGCGGGAGGAAGGGGGGUGCCGGACCUAGUGGAAGCGGGAGUGGUGGUGGUGGUGGCAGUGGUGGCGGAGAUCUGUACUAUGAUCACAGUCCAGGUGAAGUAUAUACAAUUCCGGAGGAAGAAGAUGAAGGCGGAAGUCCGACGGGGGGAGAUCUCGUGACUAGUUUGAAGCAUCAGCAAGGCGGAUUUCAACCCACAAUGCCUGGCGGUGAUUUGACGCCACGUGGAUCUCGGCGAGGGAUUCAGGGGGACGUUUUACACCAACCCCGCUCCCAACUUCGUCCCCAACGUUCGCUGGAUAACAGACUGCCUUCUUCUUCGAUGGACGGGACGUUGCCGACCCAGCAGCAGCAGAAGCAGGUGGACCCCCACCACGCCCACGUCCACCCCCACCAACCCCACCAACAAGGCGGCCUCAAUCAAUAUGCAACUAAUAAUAAUGUAACGAAUACUCACCUGCAAGACAAUGCCCUCUCCUCCGCCACGACGCUGGCCCAUUCCAACGUUAAUGCGCACAUGCCGCAGCAGAUGGUGCAAAAUCCGUCGGACCCGUACCACCAGCUGCAUCACCUUCAACACCAACAGCAGCACCAGCAACAACAGCAGCAGCAGCCUUCCGAACUACAACAGUUACAACAAGCCUUGCACGCCCAGCAAGGUCAGUCAGGUCAAGGUCAAGGCCAACAAAAUAUGUUUGGGGGAACGACAGAUGGCGGGCAAAUGAUUGACCCUAUGAGACAAAGCUCAAUACAGCAGUCGCAGCAGCAGCAGCAGCAGUUGGGACAAAUGAUGCCGGACCAUACGGGGACGGGUAUCGGGGGGAUGCCGACGACAGCACCGACGACAACGAACGAGUGGGGACAACAACAACCAGCGCCACCUUCACUUAUGGGUCCAACUGGUGGUGGUGGUCCGAUGAUGACAGACAGCCUAAUGCAACCAUAUCAACAGCAACAAUUAGGCGGGAGCGCGUUCCCGCCCACUUCAACGUCCCCCAUUCCACCCGCACAACAGCAACAAUUCCCGCCACUUCAGGGGGCGGGAAGUUUCGCCGCGCCACAACCCGCAUUUUCAACGGCACAACAACCCGUACCAGUACCGCCACCUGCCGCGGGCUUGCAAGCCUCGCAGCUCCAACAGCUCCAAGCCCAGCAAGCCCAAGCCCAACAGCUCGCCCAGCAGCAGACCUGGCUCCAACAGGCCGACCAACACUUGGCCCAGCAGGUGCAGCAAGGUCAAAACGUGUAUGACCCGUUAACCGGGAGAAUGACGGCGGCAAACCAAAACCAACCGCAGUCCUCGCCCGUCCCGCCACAUUCCACGCAAAGUGAAGUCAGCCAGUAUCAACAGCAACAGAUUUUGAACCAGCAGCAGCAACAGUUGAUGGGGACGGGUGCGGCGGGAAGUGGGCUGCAUCCUGCGGCGGCGCCUGGAGCGGCGGGAGCGAAAGGGGCGGGAUCGAUUAGUGGACUUUUGGCGGAUUUUAGUAGGGCGUUAGGUUUGGGAAGCACUUCGCCACGCCCGUCGCCUACGUCGGACGAGAAAACUCUGGCCUUUCCCCUGGCGACUGGCGGCAGUGGGUUGACCACUCAGCAGCAGCAACAGCAACUUUCACCGUAUGAUCCCUACUCGCAAGUGAACACGUCGGGUGCGCCGCCAUCCUCGAUUUCCCACCAACACUCCGCCUUCGCCCCCAUUCACGACUCCUCCUACCAACGCCAGAAUCAGCAGUUGUCCUACUUGUCGUCCGCCUCCACGCAGGCCGGCCUUCCCACCGUGUCCCAGUCCACGGGGCUCCAACAGUUCGGGACGCAGCAGUUCGUAACCUCGCCGCAACCAUCGUAUCAAAUUUUAACCCAGCAACAGCAAGGUCAACAGGGGACCGUGGGGAUGGGAGUUAUUGGCGCCCUGAGCCCCGCCCAAGCACACAUGUACCAACAGCAAAUGGCCAUGCAGCACCAACAGCAGCACAUGAAGAAGAGAUCGCGCGGGAGUUCGAGCGACAUUCAGCGGCGUGACGGCUCAUCUCUUCAGCAACAGCAACAACAACCCACCGUCCUCAUCGGGCAAAGCCUGCCGGCCGGGAUGACCUUGACCCCCGCCGUGGUGACCAGUCUCGGCACCUUCAUUGGUUCCGGGGGUCAAACGAUUCUUGGCCUCCAGCAGGCCGGUAGUCAACUAGGAGCUUCAUCACAAGGUGGAUAUGGUGGAUGGACGCCGGUGGGGACGCCGCGGAGUGGUCGCGAUCCUCCCGGAGCGGGCGACUCUUCGGACACGAUGAGCGAGACAGAUUCACAAAAGUCACUGCGCAUGAGGAGAAAGUUACCUUGCCUGCCGCCCGAGGAAGCCGCGCCCUUGCCUUCGACCAAAAAGAGGGAGAGACACAGGUCACAGGAACAGUUCAGGUCGGUGUCUCCAUUGCGGAUGCAGUCAGCAGACGGGAUGCUUCGUCAGUACCCUUUCUCCCCGCUUUCUCUCUCACGACCUUCCGCGAGUGAAAGCAACCUUAGGAAAAUUUCUAUGAAUGUGUCCGACCCCGUGCCACGACCCGGCUCUGCUCUCGGCCUCUUGCAAGCCUCCAGUGUCGUUUCCUCCAUGGGCACGAAACCCGACGUGGCUUAUCCCAUGCCCAUGUCACACUCCUUAUUCUCCACGGCAUCCACCUUCCCCGGCAUGCGGUCCUACGGCGACACCCUCUCCACCCAGACAACCUCCGUCCUCGCGGGGUUGUUCCCCUCCCACAAAACCUCCCAAGACAGUUGGAACGCCAACCUCGCGGAACUCGCGGCCUGCCUCCCGCCCGACUUGAGACACCUUCUGAACAAAGGGCCCGCCUCGUCGUCCGCCCUGGAGCAGGAGCUCUCCUCCCUCACCGGCGGGGGCCUGGACAGCCUAACGUCCUCCUCCUCAAACCAGCUCCCCUCCUACAUCCGCUCCCUGCGCGAACAGCUCCAAGAAGAAAGGCGCCAACUCCUCUCCGAAGAGCGGCGGAGGUUGGAACAGCUCCGCGAGCGGGACCGCGAACUCGGCGCGCGGCUGGAUGCCGUCACCUCCCGAGCAGAGCAAGGCUUGAGGUCGAGAACGGACCUUUCGGUGGGAAUAUCGAGAUCAGCAGGGGCAAGUCCACUUCUAAGUCGGAAGCUGAAGAGCCACCGGCGUCAAAUGUCCGAUCCUAAAGUUUCCCUGCUACAAUUUUCGCCCAUUCAAGAAGACGGGGACAGCGAGGUUCAGGAUUUUGAUCGAAUAUCGGCCAGCUUAUUGACCCGGCCUCCGUAUAAAUCCUACGAAUACGAAUCCCUCGAAGAUGACGCCCUGCUCCACCAUCACCACCACCACACCCACACGCCCCACCGGUCAUCCUCCAGCUCCGCCACGAAACCACUCCACUCCUUCGACUGGGACCAUUCCCAAUCGUAUCUGGCCUCCUCGUGGGCCUCGGCGGGGGGCGUGCUCCGUGAAACAGCCAUCAAUUCCAUCGGUACGCACCACCACCAUCUCCUCGACCACGAUCCCACCGCGUCCUACGUGUCGUCCUCCUCCUCCCGCUAUUUAUCCCGCCGAAACAGUGACGGCGAACCGGGCGGAAGAUUGGGCGGGUCGUCAUCCGGCGUGCCAGGCCACCGCCGCCAUCAAGUCCGGCGCCACAGAAAAUCCCGCUCCUGGCAUCCCUCGCCCUACGUGUCGGAAGAAGACGAAGAAGAAGAAGAAGACCUCCUCUCCCGGGAAGAGAAGAAAGUCCGGAUCAAAGCGGAAAUUGCGAGGAGACGGCAACAAAUGCAGGAAAGAAGCGCAUCCUCCUCGGGGGAUUAUACCACUUCAUCCCGCCACUUGAUGGGCGGGGACGAGCGACACUCCGUGCUCAAGUCGGUCGAUCAACUAAUCCGGGAUCAGUACCAGUAUGACGCCGCUUCCUCACCGCAACAGCAGUACCGGAGGUUUCUCUCGUACUCCUCCUCCCUUCCGGGCGGGGGCCGGAUCCACCACGGGCACGGGGGCCAGGUCACCAUCGUGUCGCCCUGUGCGUCCGAAGAGGACCGAAGUAUAGAACGGAUCGCGUCCACGUUUCGUUCAGGGGAGGAGGGCGGGUUGUUGUAUUAUGGGGAAAGGCGGGACGUGGGGGGGUUCAUGUCCCCCAUGGCGACGGACAGUGAGAGUAUGGGGAGCGAGUUGGGGGGCGUGACACCGGCAGCAAUGCCGAUCUUACCCGACAUGCCGACUCGGUCGAGAAGGCUGCUGGAGGAUUUGGGUUCUGCCCCGAUCGGACGAGCAGACGGGGGGAGCAGAGGUCAUCCAAUUAUGAAAGGCAAGUAUAGCGUGGCAUCCGCGGCCGGGCUGAGCGGCGCGUACCGCACGGUCCUCUGACAUUAAGUUAGAGAUGAGGAAAUCUAUAGGAGCAUGUGAAUCCAUAGGAAUUUUCUUUUUUUUUGUGUUGCCCAAUUUAUCAGUUAGGAAAUUUUCGGCAAGGAUUAUAUAAAAAAAUAGGGAAUUCUUUCCUUUCUCUUGCCCAGUUUUUGAGGAAAUAUUCAGAUUUUUAUUUCAGAAAUUUUUUUCUCCCCCCAGAAAUAUUGAGAAAUUUUGAAUUUUUUCGUUCUUGGUGUGAUUGCUUGUUUUUUUAAAUGAAGACUAUUCAACACAACUUUCACUUUCACUACUUUCUCUCUCUCUCUCUCUUACUGAAUGGAUAUUUGCAUCACUGUCGUGUAUACUAAAUAAUACGUGUUGCUGUCUGAACUUUCUCUGUGUAAUUCUCUUUUUUAUCUUACUUUCUCUCUAUCUAAAUGUGUCUCUCUCCAAUGAUUGUGUGCCCGCAUAAAAUCCAAACCAAACCAAACCACACCCACCUUGCUAGACGUUCUCCCAGCAUAUAAUACACGAAGAAAAAAAAGGGUGUUCGAGACACUCGAAAAAAUUUGAGGUGAGGUGCUCCCCACAAAAAAUUGUGAAUUUUAUUAAUAAUGCAUAUCUUGGAAAUAUAUAUAUCAGGAAAUCAUGAUGCUGCAUAUCAUUCAAACAUAACCAGCCAGACUUUCUCUUUUAACAAAAAUACGUAUGUAGAAUAAUAUGAAUGCUCUCUCUCUCUCUUUCUGUGUGUGUGUGUUCUCUGUCACUCUCCUCCUCAUGCUCUCGUCUGUCCGUCUCUGGAUGAGUCGUUAUUUUAGUUAGUGUGGAUAAAAAGAUGGUUUUAUGGACACCUUUCAACAGUUUUUAAGAAAUGGGUGUCGCUAUUGUUUUACUAUGAAUUUAUUGUUAUUAAGAAAUGUUACUUUUGCUCUGAAAGAAUGGAGGUCUUACAUCGUAUGCUUACAGAUUUUGGAGAAAUUUAUGUAAAUCGAACACAAAUUUAAUUAUUAUGAAAUUUGUGAAAGACUCGAUCUCCCAAAUGCGUAGAUUUGAUAUUUGCAUUCGAAGAGGAGAAAGCGAGCAGCGAAUUUAGGAAGUAUAAAGUCUGUCAACUUUAAGCUGCGCUUCACCUAUUCGGAUGCAAAUAUCUCUGCCAAAGCUGCCCAACAGGAAAUUUAUAGUGAUUAAAUUUGUAAUCAAUUGACCCUAAUUUGCCCAAAAUCUGUGAGGAAGAUCACUCACAACGUUUAGAUAAUGCCGUACGUUACCUUCAACAAGAAAGAUUUUCGAGAAAGUAGAACAAAAGUAACAUUUUUAUCGUCUUGAACUGAUUUUUCUUUAACUACUCUGUGUAUCAGCCAUAUACGUAAAUUAGCAACAAUUUUGUUACCAAUUAUGUUCCCAGAAAGAUCAAAAAUCCCAUCUUUCUCGCCGCCUCUCCAAAUUAUUUGACUCGGGUGGUUGGUAUAGACAUGCAGGUGUCGUUAAAAACUCUCCCUUCUGCACGACGCACGUACGUACCCUGUGUAAUAUUUAACUAAUUACGUAACUAGACAUUGGUUGGUGGAAGAAUAAACAUGUAUGCAUCUAGUCUUUAGUACUGAUAAUAAUUAAUUAUACAUACUUAUCAUCACUGCGCCACGAUAUACCACAAUCUUUUGUGCCUUAAAUUAUAGGUUUUGCUUAUCUUAAUUAUUUUAACAUGAUGACGUAACGUAUACAUAUUUACAUCUCUUACACUACGCCCCACACACCCACACAAACGAUUUAGGAGCGGGGUUGGAAAAAAUACCCCCUUAAGCUUGAUAAUAAUUUUGUGUAGAAAUUAAUUAUGUAAUUAAUUAAUUAAUUAAUUGAUACUUAAUACGGGUGAAAUUCCCCCCUGGGAAAAAAUAAAUGACGAAAUGACAUUCUUUCAAGUAAUAAGGAGUUAGGUUUACUUUGAUAAAUUAGUUUUUUAAGAUUUUUUUAUCAAAAAAUAUGAAUUGUUUCGUAAAAAGGGAGACAAAUCUGUUGACUAUUAAUCAAUCAAUCAUAUCUCUGUCAAGACUCUUCGGUAAUAAGGAAAAAGAGUCGAAAAUAAUUAGAGAGGAAAAUUUAGGGGAAAAUACAUACAUAAUUGCCAAAAAAAGAAAUUGGUCAAAAUUUUAAAUAUGAAGCGUGCUAUAAAAGGCGGGACGACGCCGUAAAACCACGUGCUCAUCCCUUUACCUCCCCCCUUUUAACCCCUUCCCCCCUGGCAGGCAGGCAAAAGAGAGGGCUAUUAGUAGAAAAAUGAUGAAAUUGUUGCUUUGGUGUGGUUUCCUGGAAAUGUUUUUGUAUUGAGAAAUCUAAAAAAUUGUUGUACUGUGACGUCACAUGAGUGAAAACUAUAUACGUCUCCAGCUGCUUUCUAUGUGUGCAAAAAGAGCUACAAAUUAGGAAGAGAAGAUAGUGAUUAAAUAAGUAAGAGGAAAAUGAGACGAUAAAAUGCUUGGCUUUAAGCUUCAGAGUCAGAAGUAAAAGAGGAGAAAGCAAUUCAAUACCUUGGACGAUACGUCCGCUCGGCGUGUUACGUAAUACUAAAUUUAGAUGCUAGAUAGGUAGAUAUUUAGGGUGGCGGGAUUUGUAAAAUCCUGGGAAAAUCACGUUUUUAAAACGCGCAGCUAGACAGACAACAAGCGGCAAAGAGUAAGAAGAUUUAUUAUCUCGGGUGAAAGCACGUGAGAAAAGCACGUGGAGAAAGGUGGAGUAAUUUUCCGGGAUAAUAAAUAAACAAAAAGCACAUGUCUAGAAUCGAGUUUAUUUAUUAUCUCCGGUUGAGAUGUUAGAAACCACGUGGCGAAACCACGUGCCCUCAAAGCACGUGGAGCAAUUAUAUAUUCCCCGGGAUAAUAAAUUUCAGUUUAGAACCGACUUUUCAAAAAAAGAAUCAAAAUUUCUUAACCUUUAAGACGACUGAGGAGGCAAGCAUGUGGUCACUUUAUGCAAAAGAUAUCGGGAGUUUAAAUAAUAUUUGCACAAUUUCGUGUUAAAAAUGGCAAAAAUUUGUGCAAAUGUUAUGCAAUAUGUUCAUUCAAACAAUAAAAAAUAAUACUAAAAUCUCAUUACCUCGACUACGACAAAAAGAGAAAGUUACUUCAUCAUUUUCCUCUCCGUUACGUUACACAUGUUAAAAAACCUAAAUUGUAAGGAUUUUACUGGGUCUGAUGAGAUACAUAAAUAAAUACAAUGUUGGACUAAUUACUAACUAACGACUAUUACGAUUAAAAAAUACGACUAAUAAUUAAUUACGAUAACAAUAAUAACUAACUAACAAA